GCGCUGUUCUAGGACGAUAUGUGUCAACUGCUGUCGGUUUUCUGCUCUGAACACUUGUUAGUAAUAAUCAACCCAUAAAGAUUCAUUCUGGCGUUGGAUCGAUGGCCACUGCUGCCCUGGCCCCAGUGGCUGCACGUCCACCCUCCAGGUCAGACCAGCAGCACAAUGGAAAUAUCCAAGAACCUAGUCGACCUUUGCGUUGGAGAGUAAUUGACGAUCAACCACAUGUUGGAAAAUAUAAGUUUAUACGAACUAUUGGCAAAGGAAAUUUCGCUAAGGUCAAAUUAGCCAGUCAUGUUAUAACCGGGCAGCAAGUUGCUAUCAAAAUUAUUGAUAAAACUCAGUUAAGCCCUUCAAGUCGUCAAAAGCUUUUCCGAGAAGUUAGAUUGAUGAAAUUAUUGGAUCAUCCAAACAUUGUGAAGCUUUUUGAAAUCAUAGAUAAUGAUAAAAUUCUAUAUUUGGUGAUGGAGUAUGCAAGCGGUGGCGAAGUCUUUGACUACCUAGUUGCACAUGGUCGAAUGAAAGAAAAAGAAGCACGUGCUAAAUUCCGUCAAAUUGUUUCUGCUGUACAAUACUGUCAUCAAAAGCAUAUUAUUCAUCGGGAUUUAAAAGCUGAAAAUCUUCUCCUUGAUGCUGAUAUGAAUAUAAAAUUGGCGGAUUUCGGUUUCUCAAAUGAAUUCAGUCCAGGUACAAAACUGGAUACUUUCUGUGGGAGCCCUCCUUAUGCAGCACCUGAAUUAUUCCAAGGUAAAAAAUAUGAUGGUCCUGAAGUUGAUGUCUGGUCACUGGGGGUUAUUUUAUACACAUUAGUCAGUGGGUCCCUCCCAUUUGACGGCCAAACACUUAGAGAAUUACGUGAACGUGUUUUACGCGGCAAGUACCGCAUUCCUUUCUACAUGUCAACGGAUUGUGAAAGUUUGUUAAAGAAAAUGUUAGUCCUUAAUCCGAGUAGAAGAUACACCCUAGAGAUGGUGAUGAAAGAUCGUUGGAUGAAUACUGGCUAUGAAGACAAUGUAUUGUCACCGUAUAUCGAACCCGAACCAGAUUACACCGAUCCAGUACGUAUCGAAAUUAUGGUCAAUAUGGGCUUCAGUCGUGAUGAAAUAGAGAAGUCUUUAACUCAAGGCAAUUUCGAUGAUAUUAUGGCUACGUACCUCCUGCUUGAUAGAAGACGUUCUUCACUAGAUACAAGUUCACGUGAUGGUUCAAGUCUUUCUUUAAGGCAAAGUAAUCAUUUGCUUUCUGCUACACCAACUCCUGCAACUGUCCCAGUAAUGACUUCUGGUAGUGCUAGUUGCGCAAGUGCUAAUGCAGCAAGUGUAGAACAUACGUCGAAUAUCUGUUCGGAUGAUACUCCGUCCGUCCCAGUCGCAAAUACAAAUGCUUUAUCUAUGACUCAAAAUGCACAUUCAAGCUCGAAAUUCGCUGUUACUUCUGGAGGAGGAACUCGUUCUACAAGUACAACGCCUCCCAGUACAGUAACCGUGGUGAAUAAUGGCACUAAUAACAAACCAGCUGUCAAUAUAAUAACACCAUCAUCUGUUUCUGGAUCAGAAAGUCCAGGCCCUAUGGGUACCAGCACAAUAAGUCCUAUCUCACCUAUCAAUUUGGCAGCUACUAACACAUAUUCAACACCAAGUGGAAAUGCAAAUGUCAACUUUAAUACAGCUCUCAAUGCAAUUGAUACAUCGUGUCCAUCUAGCAAUACUGAAUCGGUUAAACUGAUGCGAAGUGAUCUUGUCCGAGCUUCAGAUCGUCCUGGUCGUGAAGAAUCUGGUCGAAUAUUGGCGCGAUUACGAGGUAUUACAGACGAAAUGGCUACCCCAGUUGUCGGUGGUGGUGGACUGACAGCUUAUCCAAACGUUCCAGGUCAACGAAUCAGUAUUGAUGCUGGUACCAGCACUGUGCGUCCUACUACUGCUGGUCAAAGGAAACCUGUUCCAAUGACUUCAACAGGCUUAGGUACAAAUGCAAAAGUUUCACCAAGUUCUAAUGUGUCCAUGGCACGUCGUACUCAUACGCUUAAUUACGGUACCACAACCUCAACAUCUGGAACUUCUCAUACUGGAGAUCAACAACAUUCCGGUAGACGUACACAAAUAAGUUCAAACACCAGUGGUCGAAAUGCAGGUUUUGAUAGUCCUAAUCCUAGAAACUCUGUUGCGCUUUCUGGUAUCACUGGUUUAUCUAGUGGUCUUCCUGUUUCCCCCUUAUCCACUGGCAAUUCAUCCGAUAAGUCUACAUCUGGUACUUCAAGCACAGGCGGUAACAAUCAGGUUACGACUAAUGGAGCUGGGAGAUUACCAUCUCAUGAAAUUCGCAGCCACGUUACUCCUGCACUUGUUCCUAUGACCACUCGUACAACUAAAGUACAUCAUGGUGCAAACAUAUCUGGAGGAACUGGCGGUGGUUACCAUGCAGGUUUAUUACUGGAAAGGUCUGCAACUGUAAGUGCCAGUGGUUCUAAUUCUAGUGGAAAUGGAACAUCGUCAAGUCAAAGCUCUUCAACACGUGGUGGAGGUGAUUCUGUUGGAACUGGAGAUUUACAUCGUCAUCAAACAGGUCCUAAUGCUUCCAGCCGAAGCGGAAUGGGCACAUCAGCUAAUCAGGCGUCGUCCAUUGCUUCGUCUGCUGCUGCUGGGCGUCGUGGAGUAUCCAUUACUAGUGCCAACAGUAACACAGCAUCUGGAGUUAACAAUGGUACAGGAACAAUCAUGGAGACUACACCUUUUCCUAGACUUACACCAGAACGUCGUACUAUUCAUUCACCAAAUCAACCAAACAUUGAAUUUGAUUUUGAUACGUCGAAUACAAAUCCUGGUAAUACUAUAGCUGCUCGAUGUAUGAAUGUACCUCUUGCUGGGGCUGGGACAGCAAACAGUAGUGGCAUGUCCCAUUUAACUCCUUCCGGUACUGGAGGUCUUACAUUCUUCAAGGCACUUACUUCCAAAAUUGGUAGACGAGGACCCAACACAGGAGCUAUGGGAAAUGUAUCUCAUACACUCACUGGGGGCACUGACAUUUCGAAUAUACCAUUCUCUACAGCCGAAUCUAAUAUCGGAGCUUCUACAACCAGUUCAGGAUCAGGAUAUAUACCUGGAGAGUCAGCCUUCUCUGAUAUUAGCGUACAUGGAGGUUAUAACGAACCUGUAAGUCAAGCAACUCCGGGUGGUAGUUCUGCAGGUUCUCCAGUUUCUCAAGGUGGCAAUCAGACUAUUUCACACACAGAUGAUAGUGUUAACGAUCAGACCAAACCACGAAGUUUACGUUUUACCUGGUCUAUGAAGACAACCAGCAGUAUGUGUCCAGAUGAUAUGAUUAAGGAAAUCAAAAAGGUUCUUGCAGCAAACAACUGUGAAUACGACCAACGCGAAAGAUAUCUCCUCAUAUGUGAACACGGAGAUCCAAGCACAGAUGCAAACGUUCAAUGGGAAAUGGAAGUCUGUAAACUUCCUCGUCUGUCUCUUAAUGGAGUUCGUUUCAAAAGAAUUUCGGGAACUUCUAUUGGGUUUAAAAAUAUCGCUUCCAAGAUUGCUAAUGACCUCAAACUUUGACCGAUAACACUUUCGUUCGUCUGUCAAUCUAUUUUAUAUAUCACAGUACAUGAUGUUAUUUAUCUGUGUAUACUCAAAGUGCCAGAUUGUAGCUAUUCAUGAAAUCUUUUGGCUAUCACCAACACUUAUGCUCAAAAGUGUGGUAGUUUUUAUUCAGCACUUCUUCAUGUUUUUCUCCCCAAAAGCUUUGACAUCUUUUUCUUGACAUGUAGCCCAUAAUGACAAGUGUUUAAUAAUUUCGGGUUCACUAUUUGUCUGUAUGCGUUUCAUCUGUGUACGCAUUUGUACAGGCCUGAUAAUAACGCCCACCUCGUUAAUAUGUAGAUGUUAAAUUUCAAAAGCCUAAUACCAUCUGGUUUGUAUUUUUGUGGUUAUUUUCAACGGGAUUAUCUUCAGACAUGUUUUGUAUUCUUUAUUUUGCUGAACUUAUACACUGAGAUGUGUACUCCAUUCAUCGCACUAAUGCCAAUCGCAUUCGAUCGUAUAUUGUUCUGAAAGUAUCCUCAGGAUUUGUUAUUAAAGAUAUUCAUUUAUUUGUUCAUUUACCUUAUUAUAUGUGGUUAAAUACCUAUGCAUACUACCUUUUCAUUGGUGCUCAGUAGUGAAGAUGAAAUAAUUGAUGAAAGUAAUGACAUUGUCUUCUGUGUCGUAUAAAUAUUUUUUUAUAUCCUUACUUUUAUCUGAAUACAUCGUUAUUGUUGGCAGGCUUGUAUUUUACUAUGCUGGAUAUUUCGAGGCAGUAAUGAUGCGGGGAUCUUCUAUAGUAAAUGUAUGUGUAUACACUACAUGUUGGUUUUCCUAUUCAGUGUUUCCGAGCUCUAUUCAUUUUCAUCAUUAUGUUCUAUUCUGUUUUUUUAUGUAACUUCUUUCCACAUUUCUCAGCCACCUUCAUCUUUUCACUUUUACUGGAUAUCAGCUUGUUGGUUUUACAUGUGUAUUAAUGUUAUUAUUUUGUCCAGAGAUUUGGUAUCUUUGACAUCUUUAGCCCUUUUCCAUAUAUAUAUAUAUAUAUAUAUAUACGUACUGGCUCACUGUUGUUUUUGUUAUUGUUGUUUUAUUUUCUGAAUACCACCUAUUGUUCUGUUAACUUUUUCUUCAACGAGUACAGUAAUAAUACACACUAUCUCUUAUUUAGUAGUCCUUUUCUUUUGCUUCAACAUAUUCAUGCGCCGCUUGUUAUCAAAAACAAUUAUUUUCAAGGUACUGUAUAAGUAGUAGUAAAGUAGAAGAUUCUUUGAAUCUCGUAUCAAGCAUGUCACCUGUUGUCCUUAUUUUAGGGAAUGAUAGUGUAUUUAUUAGACAACAACACUGUGAAUUGUUGUGUUUCUAUUUCUUGUAACUUUUCUUUACUGUAUGGUCUUUUUAAGUUAUCCUAGUAUGCAUUCAUUCGUUCUAUGAAUAGAUUUUGAGGCCUUUAAGCGUUAUCAUUAAAGGUGCCCUCUCUCUCUCUGUAUGUUCUCUAACUGAAUCUCGUAACCGAUACUAAUACACAUGACGCUGAGUAAGUAAGUGAACAUAAAUUAUAAAUGCACUUUUUUUGAAUAGUCACACAUAUUACUCUUUCAUCAAGUGCAUUUUUCCAAAUGUACAAACCCUAUCUUGCUGUUUAUACACCAAAACUAUUUCCACUGUUUGUAUGUCUUGGAUAUUCUCUUUUAUUUCUUGUUGGGGUUUUUUUUACAACACCUCAUUGUUAAUUUCUAAACACUAGCUUCUACAUAUUUUUUGUUUUCCAUUUGUGAUAUGGUGAUUCCACUUUAAUUUAACUCUGUACAAGGUAUUUAUUUUAAAUGUUGGUUUUACACCCUGUCAAUCACAAACAGUUAUUAUUAUUAUUAUUUUUCUGAUGAUGUUUCGAAGUUAUUCUCUCCUGUCCUCCUCUAAACACUCCCCCCGCCACCCCAACCCUUCCCCCUUACCAAUUUUGUGUGUUUGUGUGUAGUUAUUUCAUUAUGUGAUACCAAUAAACUGCAACUCCUCUAAUGAUGGAGUCUAUUUUCACUCUAUAUGGUUUAGUGUUUCUUCAUAUCGAGUUCUCUUUCUAUUCGUGUGCGCACUUCAUAUACAAUGUCAUGCACACACAUACACACACACCCUGCAUACAUACAUCACCUGCACUGUUUAAUUAUUCAUCUCUAUCUAUAUUUGUAUAUGUGUAAAAUUACGAUUAAAAAUGACUUUUUUUAGCGAGUGAAAUCAGUUAGCAUGAAUUGAAUGCUUGUUUGUUUAUUUGUUUGUUUUCUAAAUGGGAAGGACUCAUGUUAUUCUUCAUAGGUUUUCGCCGGUGACUUUUUUGCGAAAAAAAAUGAAAAUGCAGUUUGUGCUUCCCGUUAUUAUUGGAGAAGAGGAAGAAAGUAAAGAAGGAGAAGAAGAAAGAUUUCACUUAUGUCAUUAUCAUCUUUAUUUCUUUGUUUGUUUUACUCUCCUGCCUUUCCUAAUUGAUUAGCUGUGACUAAAUGCUAUGUGUGUGUUAAACUUAUGCUCGCAGAGCAAAAAAUUUAUAUAUUUAGUAGGCAGUAUAUAAUAAUAAUAAUAAUAACAAUAAUAUUAAUAAUAAUAAAAGGGGAUUAUCACCUUACCUUAAUGGUAAUUAGCAUUAUAAAAUAAAGCACUGUUUGUACUUAAAGAAAAAUACCCUGUGUUAUAAAAUAAUACAUAUACAUAAUGCAUAUAUUUACACUGUUACCAUCCAAAAUGUGUGUUUGCUUUAUCCCUUGUCUUUUUUUUGUUUGUCUUUUAAAACGUUUGUGCGAUUCAUUUAGUUCAGAGAAGUUGUUCUUCAACUAUUAUCUCUUGUAUUAUCCAUUUUUAAAAGGCUACAUCGAUUUCGCACGCACGCACGCACACAUAUAAAUCAUCUUGUCCAACUUCGCAUUGCAUAUAUAUAUAUAAUUCUAAUCUUCCAUAUUUACUAAGAUUCAACAACCACGUGAUCAUUUUAAUGCACUUAAUUGUGUAGAAUUACUGCUACAAACGAAUGAAACUAGUGUUUUACAAGUUGACUUCUUUCUUUUGAUUGGCUAUUGGCUACAGCGGUUCGCAGUUCCAGUUUAUGUGACAUAUUUUUUUGAAGUAAACUAAAGGUAUCCAACAUGAUAUAUAUAUAUAUAUAUAUAUAU
This is a messenger RNA of Trichobilharzia regenti, 6673 nucleotides long. Lineage: Eukaryota; Metazoa; Platyhelminthes; Trematoda; Strigeidida; Schistosomatidae. The record is from the annotation of a GenBank genome assembly.